AUGACGCCGCCGCAGCUCAUACACCUCCCCGACGGGCAGAUGUUCACCGUCUCGCCCGUCUUUGCCGGCGUGGGCUUCCGGAGCCACGGCCACGGCGCCCAUCACCACCCCUACCCCGUCGGCUGGACCGUUGUCCUGCACACCGACGAGGACGAGCUGGCGGCGGACGCGGCGGGCCGGGCCGCGGGGGGCAGCGGGGUGGAGGCGAUGCCGCCGGGGACCGAGACGGAGGAGGAGGAGGAGAGGCGGCGGCGGUCGCGGCCCUUCACCCUCCCGACACGCCGGGGUGACUCCCUCUUCAUCUCCUCCAUCGCCAACCCGCCCGCGUCCGAGUUCAAGCCCGCCGCCAGCCCGACGCGCCAGAUGGCCAUGCUGCUCUGGGUCACCCUGUACUGGUACUUUCACCACCCGCCGCCGCCGCCGCCGCCGCCGCCGUCCACCGCCGCCGCCGACUGGCGGGUCCGCGUGCGGCCCGACGGCGCCCUGCACGGCCGGGGGCUCCUCGCCAAGCUGGAGCGCAUGGGGCUGGUGGCCUGCGCCGACGCCGCCGUCGCCGCGCCCGACGCCGCCGCCACCGACGUCUUCGUCUCGCAGCCCAUGUUCUGGCAGAUCCCCGGCCGCCUCUUCCUCUACGCGCCCGAGCCCAUCCGCCCUCUGGCGCCCGACGCCUCGCCCGUCGCCGGCCCGUCGCCCGCGCCCGGCGGCCCCUUCACCUCGACCUCGCAUCUGCCGACCUACUACCCCCCGGCGCCGCUGCAGUACGUCGCCACCCACGGCGUGCGGCACCCGCUGCGGCCGCGCCCGCCGCGCAUGGGCGACGUGCUGUACUCGCGCUUCGUCCCCAGCGCCGGGCGCUAUCUCGCCUUCCGCGUCGCCUCGUCCUCGCCCGAGCCCGUGCCCUACCUCGGCCCCGUCGGCCCCGUCGCCGCCUCCGCCGCCCGUGGCCACGCCGCCCUCGUGGCCAUGAGCGACGUCGCCCUCCUCGAGGCCUGGCACGCCAACCCGCGCGUCGCCGAGUUCUGGGGCCCCUUUGUGCCCGGCAGCCUCGACCGCGCUCUGCAUGCGCCGCACUCGUUCCCCGUCAUCGGGCUGUGGGACGGCGUCCCGUUUGGCUACUUUGAGCUGUACUGGGCCAAGGAGGAUCUCCUGGGCCGCCACGUCGCCGGCGAGAUGGGCGACUGGGACCGCGGCGUGCACAUCAUGGUGGGCGAGGAGUGGGCUCGCGGAAAGGUCGCGCUCUGGCUCACCAGCCUGGUCCAUUGGUGUCUCACGGCCGACCUUCGCACAAUGAAUGUCUGCCUCGAGCCCCGCAUCGACAACCACAGGAUCCUUCGCCAUCUAGACGCCCUGGGCUUCGACAAGGAGAAGCAAGUCGCGUUGCCCCACAAGCAGGCGUGGUAUGUCCGGCUGCGGCGCGAGUGCUGGCAAGGCCCGGCUCUGUGA
Molecule: messenger RNA, 1443 nt
Organism: Hirsutella rhossiliensis
Lineage: Eukaryota; Fungi; Ascomycota; Sordariomycetes; Hypocreales; Ophiocordycipitaceae
Product: acetyltransferase (GNAT) domain-containing protein
Exons: 2
Coding region: 1-1443 (480 amino acids)
Source: RefSeq, a predicted model, not a curated record